CGUUUUCCACCGGCUCCUUCUCUUUGUCCAUCCUCCUCCCUGUUGAAGCAACAUCCACCUCAACACCAUGGCCAAUGUUGCCGAUACAAGACUCUACGAUAUUCUAGGAGUAUCCCCGUCCGCAACUGAAAAUGAGCUGAAGAAGGCAUAUCGGAAACUGGCAAAAGAGUAUCACCCUGACAAGAACCCAAAUGCUGGCGACAAGUUUAAAGAAAUCAGCUUUGCUUAUGAGGUGCUCACUAACCCUGAAAAGAAGGAACUAUAUGAUCGGUAUGGAGAGCAAGGGUUGCGGGAAGGAGGCGGAGGAGGCCCGGGGAUGGACGACCUCUUCUCCCACAUCUUUGGCGGUGGACUCUUCAGCUUCAUGGGGGGACAAGGAGGCCGCUCCAGAAAUGGGGGUCGAAGGAGAGGCGAGGACAUGGUCCAUCCACUCAAGGUCUCGCUGGAUGACCUUUACAACGGCAAAACAACGAAACUCCAACUUAGCAAGAACGUCCUGUGCAGUGCUUGCAACGGCCAGGGGGGCAAGACGGGCGCCGUCCAGAAAUGCACGGCAUGUCGGGGCCGCGGCAUGCGCAUCAUGAUCAGACAGCUGGCGCCAGGCAUGGUCCAACAGAUGCAGUCCGUGUGCACCGACUGUAACGGCGAAGGUGAAGUCAUCAGCGAGAAAGACCGUUGUAAAAAAUGUGAAGGCAAGAAAGUGGUGAAGGAGGUGAAGAUCCUGGAGGUCCACGUAGACAAAGGCAUGAAGCACGGGCAGAAAAUCACCUUUGGAGGAGAAGCGGACCAGGCUCCUGGGGUCGAGCCUGGAGACAUAGUCCUGGUUCUGCAUGAAAAAGAGCACGAGACGUUCAGACGGGAGGGGAACGACCUCUACAUCACCCAUAAGAUCGGCCUGGUGGAGGCGCUGUGUGGCUUCCAGUUUAUGCUCAAGCAUUUAGAUGGAAGACAGAUUGUUGUCAAGUACCCUGCAGGAAAAGUCAUUGAACCAGGCUCAGUCAGGGUGGUCCGGGGAGAGGGGAUGCCGCAGUACAGAAACCCCUUUGAGAAAGGAGAUCUGUUUAUCAAAUUCGAUGUCCAGUUCCCUGAAAACAACUGGAUCAGCCCUGAGAAACUGGUGGAGCUGGAGGACAUGCUGCCGUCACGGUCGGAGCCCCCCAUCAUCGGCGGCGACACGGAGGAAGUGGACCUGCAGGAUUACGAUGCCAGCCAGAGCUCGUCGUCUGGCGGCCGCAGAGAGGCGUACAACGACAGCUCCGACGACGAAAGCAGCCAUCAUGGGCAGGGCGUGCAAUGUGCCCAUCAGUAAUCUGUCUCUGACGUACAUACAUAAAUACAUAUGAAUAUCUCCCCGACCCCCCCAUAAAAUAAAUUGAUUCUGCAAGGGGAGGAGCGUGUAUAAGCUGCAGAGUAACAAAGCGGUAAGUCAGGCUCAGAUGUCCUGGUAGUUCCACAGACACAGAUCCAGUACAUCGUGCACCUUGUAAUUGUUAAUGUUAUUUACUCAAGUGCUGAAAUCAUUUGAUCUCUGUCUGAGGAGCUCACAUAGAGGAGGCCAGACUAUGACACUGCACCUACAUAAGAAUGUCAUAGAAAUAAGUUGAUGCCCCGCCCACUCACCUCCAGCUGCCCCUACUGUCCUCUCUCCUCUCUCACUAAAGUGGGAUCUUCUCAUUUAAGGGGAGCGUCACAAGAGAAGAUGAAACAAAUGCUUCUUGAUUGCAUAGUGUGUCAUACAUUUUUAUUUUGAUAGUAUUUACAUUAAUUUAAGAACUAACCAAUGUGCACACAGACCAAGCAGCUGAGCAAUGUGACAUAAAGAUUAUUUCUCAUUGAUUCUCGGACUCAUCCACUCGGCAACAUUUGUAGGACUUGUUUCUGAUUUUUAUUUUUUUUUUUUACUCUUUUUGUUUUCUUUGUAGGAUUUUAUGUUUUUGUUUUCUUUGCGUUUUUAUUCAAGCAGAAAUGUUGUUGUGUAUAUCAUUAAAGUGGUUGCUGGUAAGCUUUGUCGGCCACUCCAGUCUGAGGUGGAAUUUGAAAAGGAAAAAAAAAUCUGUGAAAUGGAAAAUAAAAAUGCUAUAGUCUGUUUUUGUGCUGAGGCCAUGUGCAUGUAAAAAGCUUUGGUUCUUGCACUUACCAAACAUAAAGCAGCACUCUUCUUAAGAAAUGUCUAUGAAGUGGUUGAAUAAACUGUUGAAAUAUC
This is a messenger RNA of Fundulus heteroclitus (mummichog), 2203 nucleotides long. It is a transcript of the gene dnaja2a, whose product is annotated as DnaJ heat shock protein family (Hsp40) member A2a. Gene Ontology annotation, biological process: protein refolding; response to heat. Gene Ontology annotation, cellular component: cytosol; cytoplasm. The transcript has 9 exons. Gene Ontology annotation, molecular function: Hsp70 protein binding; ATP binding. Lineage: Eukaryota; Metazoa; Chordata; Actinopteri; Cyprinodontiformes; Fundulidae. Bases 68 to 1309 code for a protein of 413 amino acids. The record is from RefSeq and is a predicted model, not a curated record.